Molecule: messenger RNA, 7617 nt
Organism: Oncorhynchus kisutch (coho salmon)
Lineage: Eukaryota; Metazoa; Chordata; Actinopteri; Salmoniformes; Salmonidae
Product: ras-related C3 botulinum toxin substrate 2-like
Exons: 7
Coding region: 275-853 (192 amino acids)
Biological process (GO): small GTPase-mediated signal transduction
Molecular function (GO): GTPase activity; GTP binding
Source: RefSeq, a predicted model, not a curated record
ACUCAGUAAUUGAGAGGGAGAGAGAGAUUACUCAGUAAUUGAGAGGGAGAGAGAGAUCACUCAGUAAUCAAGAGAGAGAGAGAGAGAGAGAGAGAUUACUCAGUAAUUGAGAGGGAGAGGGAGAGAGGAAGAGAAAGAGAGAGAGAGAGAGGUGAGUGCUGUAGCAACUUCCUGCUGUUGCAUGAGGCAUUGAGUUGCAGUUAUUUUCUCUCUGUCUGAAACUCUGACAGACUGUUGCACAGAGAGAAGCGGGAGCUGACUGAAGCUAAGCAGGAUGCAGGCUAUCAAAUGUGUUGUUGUGGGAGAUGGAGCUGUGGGGAAAACAUGUCUUCUCAUCAGCUACACAACCAACGCUUUCCCUGGAGAAUAUAUCCCUACUGUCUUUGAUAACUACUCAGCCAAUGUGAUGGUGGACAGUAAGCCAGUCAACCUGGGUCUCUGGGAUACAGCAGGACAGGAGGACUAUGACAGACUGAGACCACUGUCCUACCCACAGACGGAUGUGUUCCUCAUCUGUUUCUCUCUGGUGAGCCCAGCCUCCUACGAGAACGUCAGAGCCAAGUGGUACCCAGAGGUGCGUCACCACUGCCCGUCAACCCCUAUCAUCCUAGUGGGCACUAAGCUGGAUCUGAGGGACGAGAAGGAGACCAUCGAGAAGCUCAAAGAGAAGAAACUGGCCCCCAUCACCUACCCACAAGGCCUAGCGCUCGCCAAGGACGUUGACUCUGUGAAGUACCUGGAGUGUUCUGCUCUGACCCAGCGUGGCCUGAAGACAGUGUUUGACGAGGCUAUCAGGGCAGUACUCUGCCCACAGCCAACCAAGGUCGGAAAGAAGAAAUGUCUACUGCUCUAACAGAUGCAGCUAAGAGUGAAAACGGACAGCGAACAAACCAGGGAGCCAGAUGUUAACUCAAAAAGGCCUUUUAGUUCUACUCUGCUACACGAAAAAACAUUGACUUAUGAAAGCCUAUAUGAAAUACUAUAAUUAACUGAUAUUAAUUAUAUUACGAUGGUCUCUGAUGUGUGCUUGUUUACAGGUAUAUAGUGUAGGAUAUAGGUGCACAAUAUUCAUCAUCUGAAUAAUAUACUGUAACAUUUUCCCCUCGACUGUGAAGGUGGUAUUUGACCUUGAUGUAAGUGCGGCCCAAAUGGCACCCUAUUCCCUAUGUGCACUUUUGACCAAAGCCCUAGUGCACUACAUAGGGAAUUGGGUGUUAAUUGGGACACACAGAAAAUGUGUUGGUACACAAUUAAACUCAAUUUGCAAACACUGCCAUGAUCAUCAUGGUUAUUAUGAGUUGUAGUGUGAGAUAGAAUGGGGUGGAGAGAGAGGGGAGAAAGAGACUGAGAUAUAAUGGGGUGGAGAGAGAGGGGAGAGGCUGUGGCCUGCUUAGAAAGACACACAGGAGUUGCACAUAAGUGCACAUAAAAAUGGAACUUAAAUUCCAAAGAUGACAGAUAGUCUUUGGAGUAACAAAGCCACAUGAGACUGACAGUUUGAGCAUUCAAGUAUAGUAGUACUGCCACUUAAAACCUAGAUUUCAAUUGACUAGAUUGAUCUCAACUGAAGUCUGACAGCUCUUAUAAGAAUCAAUGGGAAAUCCUCAGCAACGAUUCCUUCUUCUCCUUACUAAGAGCUUAACAGUAAAAUCUGUCUAACCUGAUGCUUGUUGUUAAUGGAACUCUUUUCUCCUCUUCUGUCCCCUCUAUACCGUAUGUCAAUGUAAACAGUACAAUAGACACAAAAAGUAGAAUAGAGUAGAACUGCUUUAAUUGCCUCAACAAUUCAUAUUUGUAUUCAUUCAUCAGUGAAUAUCAUCAGCUUUUUACUGUUAAUUAAAUCAACUUUCAAGACAUGGUCUUAAUGCCAGUGAUUUCAUAAUCCAAUCUUUGUACUCGCAGACAUCCAUGACAAUGCCUGGUAAACGGCAUGCUUUUUUACCGCUUUCUAUAUGAACACCAUACAGCUGGUCCCCACCAAACACCACACCUCCCCCAGAAUCACACGAGAGAGAGAGAGAGAGAGAGAGAGAGAGAGAGAGAGAGAGAGAGAGAGAGAGAGAGAGAGAGAGAGCAUUUACAGUCAAGCAGUUAGAUUUGAAUAUUUAAUCUCAAAAACCAUUUAUUGUAUUAUUUAAGUAUUAUCAUUAUAUUACAGGAUAAAGUGGUAAAAAAAGGAACCUUUAUUUAACUAAGCAAGUCAGUUAUGAACAAAUUCUUAUUUACAAUGACCCCGGCCUACCCCGGCCUACCCCGGCCUACCCGGCCUACCCCGGCCAACCCCGGCCUACCCCUGCCUACCCCGGCCAACCCCGGCCUACCCCGGCCUACCCCGGCCUACCCCGGCCUACCCCGGCCAACCCCGGCCUACCCCGGCCUACCCCGGCCUACCCCGGCCUACCCCGGCCAACCCCGGCCUACCCCGGCCAACCCCGGACGACCCUGGGCCAAUUAUGCGCCGCCCUAUUGGACUCCCAAUCACAGCCGGAUGUGAUGCAGCCUGGAUUCGAACCAGGGACUGUAGCAACGCCUCUUGCUCUGAGAUGCAGUACCUUAGACCACCGGGAGCCCCAUGGUGUCAAUUUAUUGUUACUUAACCAUGAAGACAUCAUUUUCCCAGUUACUCUUCCAGUGGUCAACAGGGAUCCCCUUUGUAACCCUUAUCCUAAAACCAUUACUUCUAGUGCAAGUUAACCAAAUUGUUCUGCUAUUAAGGACUAGGUAUCAUGGUAAUUAAUAAUAAAACCAUAGACAAAAUAUCUAUAAUGUGUUCAUCUCACCUCUUUUACCAUCAGAAUCAGCUUGGGUGCCACCAUAACCUGCGAUCUGAACUGUAUCACCCAGUUUUAGAUUAGAUGUCUUCCUAGAGCAGGUGAAUAAAAUGACCCAAUCAGGCUUUCAGAACAUUGAGUUCAGUUUGCAGAAGAAAAAAUGAAUUGCAGAACUGAGAUGGGUUGAAAAAUCUAAGUUCAUUGAAAUGUAGAGCAAUUUUUGAAGGUGAGUAGCCUAAUGUUCCCCUGUAUUGCUCUAGAACACUACCCAUCCCUUCCUCUCUUCAUCUAAUAGAGCAACACAUUUUCUAAGUAUUUUCUUCUCAUCAGUUCACUGUUCACCCCUGUUUGGCAUCCGGGUCAUAUUCAAUAGUGCACACCAUAGCAGAAAUAGUUUUGCAACAGCAAUCGUUUUGCAAAAAAAGAGUUGUUAUUCCCUACCCACUGUCCUCUGUUUUCCUCUGUUUGGCUUGUGAAGGCCCAGGUGACACAGGUGUAGUUAAACAGUCAGGAGGGUUGACCGGAUCAAUCGUUGUCUUGGCAGAUUCAGGUAACUUCAGUAGCAUGGUGUCAACCUGGUUUGGAUGAGCAUGUGUGUCAACCUGGUUUGGAUGAGCAUGUGUGUCAUCCUGGUUUGGAUGAGCAUGUGUGUCAACCUGGUUUGGAUGAGCAUGUGUGUCAACCUGGUUUGGAUGUGCAUGUGUGUCAACCUGGUAUGGAUGAGCAUGUGUGUCAACCUGGUUUGGAUGUGCAUGUGUGUCAACCUGGUAUGGAUGAGCAUGUGUGUCAACCUGGUUUGGAUGAGCAUGUGUGUCAACCUGGUUUGGAUGAGCAUGUGUGUCAACCUCUUCAAUUUUUACUGGAGUCUUGACUUGACCUGAGGCUGGAUGUUUACCCAGUACGACAUGCACAUGAGGAUCCUGACAGAGAGCAGUAGUCAAUAACAGUUGUAUAGCACAGUUCGUUUAAAGUAGUUGACAGUUAAUAGCAGUAAAACAUUUAAAAAAUACUAUCUCAAUGCUCUCUCUCUUUCUCACACACCAGGGUUGGGGUCAAUUCCUGCCAAUUCUGGAAGUACUCUGAAAUUCCUGGUCCCAUUGUCUUCAUUGUCUUCAAUGAUUUUCAAUAAGGAACAUGUGGAAUUGGAAGUUGGUUUAUUUUCUGAAUUGACUGGAAAUGAAUUGGAAUUGACCCCAACCCUGUCACACACACAUUUUUACAUUUACAUUUGAGUCAUUUGACGCUCGUAUCCAGAGUGACUUACAGUAGUGAGCGAAUACAUUUUCAUACACACACACACACGCACGCACGCACGCACACACACACACACACACACACACACACACACACACACACACACACACACACACACACACACACACACACACACACACACACACACACACACACACACACACACACACACACACACACACACACACACACACACACACACACACAUCCAAUCUGAUGGUGACAGUAAUCGCUAUUAUGAACAGUUCUGCUCACAAUCCUUCAUCCUUUAUCUGUUGUGCACAUGUACACUCACCCCUGGUGUUCCUUUACCUCCUCCAGGCCUGCAGUGAGCAGCAGUUACAACCCACUGAUCAGAGAACCACCACACUGAUAAAGAAAGUAUUUUCCUUCCUGCCAUACUAUGCGCACAUGGUACAGCCUUUCAGUGUCCUUACAACCCCACCCCCCCCCCCCCCCGAUGAUUCUCUUCUGAAUUUCGCCCAACGUGGCAUCUGAAUGAGAGAGAAGAGAUGACCAGAGAGUGAGAAAUUAAAAUAGGCACAAUGUAUUAUAUUAGAAAGACAAAUAAUGGAAUAAAGGAAAGAAAACAACUUAAACAGCAAAAUAAACAGGCAAGUAAAGUGAAAUGGAAGGUUCCAUGAGGAAUAAAGAGAACAGAGACAUACAGAGUAGAUGGUUAGUACACAUACCUGCCAACAUCAGGGAGAGCAGAAGAACACCACUCAGUGUCUUCAUGGUUUUCAUGGUCGCUGUACUUUCCAUAGGAUACCUCUGUUUUUAAACAUAUUCUGGUCCCGUAUCUCAAAAUGUAUCCACCAACCAGCAUCCAACACGCUAAUCAACUCAAUUCCAUUGGUUGUCUCUUGGCUGUAGCCAGUUUACAUAGUAAAAUAGAUGGGUAGAUUAAAACAGAGGGCAGUAGGUAAAUUAGAGGUUAGAGAGGCCUUCUUUCUCUUCCUCAUUCCAAAUCAAGCCAAUUGCUUCAUAUUUGCUUCAUAUCUCCUAGUUGUUACAUGAGGAACUGCCAUGUGAUGGACUAUUCAUGCCACCAGGUUUGGAUAGACUACUUUCUAAAUGUAAUCCGUUCCUUUAACUAGUUACCUGUCCAAAAUUGUAAUCAGUAACAUAAUUUUUGGAUUACCCAAACUCAGUAACAGUUGGUUGGUGCGCAGUGCAAUGAGACAAGGAUAUCCCUACCGGCCAAACCCUCCCCAACCCGGACGACGCUAGGCCAAUUGUGCGUUGCCCCACGGACCUCCCGGUCGCGGCCGGUUACGACAGAGCCUGGGUGCGAACCCAGAGUCUCUGGUGCCACAGCUGGCACUGCAGUACAGUGCCCUUAACCACUGCGCCACCCGGGAGGCCCUUAUGUCUGGAAUGUCGACAGACAUAAUACGUACUUUCCCCCGCACUUCAGUUGCAAAGAUUCAGAGAGGACUACAGUCAAUGGAGAGUCCUGCAAAUAUAAAUAUACGCAGAUAUAGAGCCAGACAUAGCAGUGUUGCUGAAGGAGGAGGAGGAUGCCAUCAUAGACAUUCAUGUAUCCUUCCAUGACACUUGGCAUAAGAGAGGAUUCACUUCCAACUACGGGAUAGGUGUGUUCAUUGGUGCUGGUACCAGCGAGUUAUAGAAAAUGUUUAAGAUUCAACCUGUCACAAAACCCUUGGAGGCCAUAUAUGUUUUAGUAGAGGUUGCACAGAAAAUGGUACCUGUAUAUCAUAAGAUGUCAAAUGUUAACGUCCUCAAAAGAAUGUAGCACGGAGGAACCCAGAAUUCAAAUGAAUGUCUGAACUCUGUAAUAUGGUCGCGAUGCCCCAAAACUGUCUUCGUGGGCAAAAGCCGCAUUGACGGAGCAGCCAGUAUGGCAGUAGCCACGCUCAAUGAGGGAGCCACUGCUCGAACAAAUGUGAUGAACAAAUUGUGGCUUGACAGCACUUUGGUGACACUGGAGCAAUCAGAGGGGAGCUGAUGCUGCUUCAAUGUAGUGUGCCAAGCGUAGGCGCAGGUCCCAUGACAUAGUCAAGAAAGUAAAGCGUCACCAGCAACAAGGGCCUUACAUAGUGGGCAGGCAUAGCUGAUUAAUGUCCUGCACAUUUCAACAGCCAUACAAAAUCCUUGUAUGUGACAAAUUGAGCAAAGUGAUAUGAGAAUUUGCCCAAAACUGCAUAUUUGACAACAGACCAGUAGUCAAAGCAUAUGCUCUACUGCUUGAAACAAAUGUAUUAAACGUGCCAAUGUAUUUGUAAAAGGUAUAUUUGAUGUCCAUGUGUCAGUUUAGAAGUGAUAUAUGAAUAAGAGUUGAAUUAAUGUGACAUACAUGGUCAUAUUUAUGGUAAGUACAUUUUAAUUGCAUUAGCCUAUAUCAGCCAAUUUCUCAAAAUGACAUGUUCCCGGUGCACCAAUUCAUUGUUCUCAGUCUUCAUAGAACGCACACUCAUUAUUCCACACACAGGUUCUUAGGUCUUAUAUUCAGACUUUUACAGAGGCUGUUUAUAUAUAUUGUGUCGUUUUGAUUUGAAGUGUCAUGUUACGUGUAAAUACAUGUCAAAUAUGCAUCUGUCAAAACUGUGAAUAGCGGUUUUUAAACAAUUCCAUGAAAUGACAAUAUGUUGAUAAACUGAUCUGUAAAAGUCUGAUCAUUGAGUGUCUUAUCACAAUAAAACUAUUCUGCCUUGAAGCAAUGUGUUGAUAAACUGAUCUGUAAAAGUCUGAUCAUUGAGUGUCUUAUCACAAUAAAACUAUUGUGCCUUGAAGCAAUGUGUUGAUAAACUGAUCUGUAAAAGUCUGAUCAUUGAGUGUCUUAUCACAAUAAAACUAUUCUGCCUUGAAGCAAUAUGUUGAUAAACUGAUCUGUAAAAGUCUGACCAUUGAGUGUCUUAUCACAAUAAAACUAUUCUGCCUUGAAGCAAUGUGUUGAUAAACUGAUCUGUAAAAGUCUGACCAUUGAGUGUCUUAUCACAAUAAAACUAUUCUGCCUUGAAGCAAUGUGUUGAUAAACUGAUCUGUAAAAGUCUGACCAUUGAGUGUCUUAUCACAAUAAAACUAUUCUGCCUUGAAGCAAUGUGUUGAUAAACGGAUCUGUAACAGUCUGACCAUUGAGUGUCUCAUCACAAUAAAACUAUUCUGCCUUGAAGCAAUGUGUUGAUAAACUGAUCUGUAAAAGUCUGACCAUUGAGUGUCUCAUCACAAUAAAACUAUUCUGCCUUGAAGCAAUGUGUUGAUAAACGGAUCUGUAACAGUCUGACCAUUGAGUGUCUCAUCACAAUAAAACUAUUCUGCCUUGAAGCAAUGUGUUGAUAAACUGAUCUGUAAAAGUCUGACCAUUGAGUGUCUUAUCACAAUAAAACUAUUCUGCCUUGAAGCAAUGUGUUGAUAAACGGAUCUGUAACAGUCUGACCAUUGAGUGUCUCAUCACAAUAAAACUAUUCUGCCUUGAAGCAAUGUGUUGAUAAACGGAUCUGUAACAGUCUGACCAUUGAGUGUCUCAUCACAAUAAAACUAUUCUGCCUUGAAGCAAUGUGUUGAUAAACUGAUCUGUAAAAGUCUGACCAUUGAGUGUCUUAUCACAAUAAAACUAUUCUGCCUUGAA